Molecule: messenger RNA, 9307 nt
Organism: Nicrophorus vespilloides
Lineage: Eukaryota; Metazoa; Arthropoda; Insecta; Coleoptera; Silphidae
Gene: Rbcn-3A
Product: dmX-like protein 2
Exons: 19
Coding region: 155-9247 (3030 amino acids)
Biological process (GO): vacuolar acidification
Cellular component (GO): RAVE complex
Molecular function (GO): protein binding
Source: RefSeq, a predicted model, not a curated record
CAAUUGUCAAACUGCGAACGUCAAAUUGACAAGCAAACAAUUUGGGGUGUUGCGAGUGUAGGUUUGUUCCGUUUCGAUUGGGGUCUAAUUCAAUUUGCUGAGAAAAUGUUAUUGAUCGACGCUAAUAAUUGGUAGUUAAGUUUAUUCGGGUAUAAUGAAUCUGCACCAGAUAGUGAGUGGGGCUUGCAACGGGGGCGACAAGUGUUUCGCAGUCGGAAGCGUCGAAGGCGUCCCCUUCACGGCCUACGCCGCGGGUUGCAACAUUGUCAUUUUGGCGUCGACGUUCGAAAGGGUGCAGAUAAUACCUGGUGCUGUUCAUGACUACAUCAGGAUCAGCUCCAUCGAUUGCUCCAGUGAUACUGGCAAGAUUGCAGCUGCCUACGAUAACACAGUCUGCAUAUAUGAACCGACACCAUUGAUCCACAAUAAUUCCACUCAUGGUUUGGAUUAUCGCUGGGUGCAAACUGGCACAUUGAAAACUGAGUCUCCUGUGAGGGCUCUGAGUUGGAAUUUAGAAGGCACACGUUUGCUGACAGCUGGAGCAAUUGUUCAAUUGUGGCAUUUGAAAUCUGAGUCCAUUGAAGAGUCUGAACCAGUGACGUUUACUUUGGGCGAAGGGAACGCGGAUGGAGAUCAAGAUGACCAUGAGAAACCUCAAGAGCAGGAACCAGAGCAAGAACAGGAGCAAACUUGCUGGCAAUGUGUUUGGAAAGCGAACACGGCUACGCCCGUUCAACAUUUGGCGUUCAGCCCUGAUGGAACUUUAUUCGCGACGUCCGGAGAGAACGAUCGUUUAGUGAAAAUUUGGUAUGAGAAUAAGCAUUUUCUGUUCACUUCCAAAAGUGUAGAAGGGGCACCCGUCGAUCUGGAAUAUGGAUUCGUAUACAUUGCGCAUCCGAGGGCCGUCACCCACAUCUCGUGGAGGACCACCAGCAAGUACAUGCCGAAGGGAUCUGUAUCCAAUAUGCUGGUAACAUCGUGCAAGGAUAACAUAUGUCGCUUAUGGGUCGAGACGGUAUUACCAGAAGACGGAUUGGUCAAUUUGUCGCAACUAGAUCCGCAGGCGAACCACCCGAAGUUCCGAACGCACAGACAUAAACAUCGUUUCAUGCAACGUCUGAAGCACAUGAAGACAUGUUUCCACAUUAGGAGGCAUGCCAAGCAUCAAGCGCAAGGGCUCGGAGGUGCAUCCGCCCCAAUACCCACGCUUCCAUCCACAUACAGCGUCCACGAUUUCCAUUCGUACGGUUACCAUGGUACGGGUGUAACUCCUGGGUUGCAUUUCCAUCUGGCUGCCUCUGUGAAUGCAGAAACUGAUAUACCUCUGGUACCGAGCAUAUCCUUCUGCAAUCCGCGACCGGCGUUCGUUCUUCAUUGGUUAGAUAACAAGGAGAUGCAUUUCAGCAUGCAGGCCGAAUCGCUUCUCGAAGAGUUGACUAGACGAGUCGUGGAGAAUCCGGAUUAUGAAGAGAGCGGUAAUGAGGAGUCCUCUUCUGGACCCGACGGACUGGACGCGAAAAUCGAAACGUUGCUUCGCGAUUGGCACCACAGUCCAGAUCUCCUGUUCAGUAUUCACCCGGUCGAUGGAAGUUUCUUGAUCUGGGUUGUGGAAUGGCUGGAUGAGUUCCAUCCGGGUUCGUUCAGGCAGGCGCAAGUUUCGUUCUCUACACGUAUACCUGCAGCAUUCCCAUUAGGAGACUCGCUUAGUAUGUCCACGACGGUCAGUCUCUACAGCACGGCUAACAGUAUUAAGCAUUUGGUCAAGGACGUAGUCAAUAACGCCGCUGCGAAUAACUUGACCAUAGUGAAGGAAGAAGAUGAGAAUGCCUCGACGGCAGAGGCACAAACUACGAGUGUCACCGAAGAACCCAAGGAUCCUUCGCCUCUAGUCUCUUUGGUCACAAAGCACGAUAAUGGAACGUUGAAUUUGUGGCAACUCACGUUUGCGGACAAGAGCAAGUUCAGCCAGGUUCUCAGCAUUGGUCACAAGUCGCGUGCUUCCGGUCAUCGAUUCCGCGUCAACGAUAUCACCUGCCAUCCGGUGCUGCCCCUGCUUCUCACCACGAGCCAUCACAACAUUGUGGAACAGAACCAGACGAAACACAAUUCAGGUUUCUGUAGUGAACUGAUUCUAUGGCGCGUGGAUGCAGUUGGUCCACUAUCAAAAUCAGGUGGAAUUUGCGAGUUGGCGAGGAUAAGUUCGCCCGAACCAUCAGCGUUCAGCAACGUGGCAUGGAUCCCAACCUUAUUACCAUCAUCAACUUUAGGCAAUCAAUCGAAUUCACCAAGCGCGUGCUUCGUGGCCUCAGAUGGUCACUGCCUCCGAGUGUAUCAAGCUGUCAUUGAUGCGCGUACUUUACUUGCCGACAUUUCGUUCAAGGAGAGUCGCAUGGCCGACUCCACUGAAAGCAUGUCGAUGUCCGAUCAAAGUACAUUCAACGAUGAAAGUCUCUUGGAAAAGAUUAACAUCGUUUCACAGCAGAGCACCUCUCGUCCGGGCUGUAUAAUACAGCUAGAAACCAUUUCGGAAGCAGUCCGAUACCAAAACACAACGUUCCUGCACGUUUAUCAGGAGCAAUUGAUAACUGGUGAAAGGAGUUCAACGAUCAAUAUGUCCGGGCACGACGCGAUGGUUGAUUUGCAGCAGAACAUUGUUUUCGAGCAACCGUUUUACAUCGUUCUGUUGGAUUGUACCGAUCAAUACACGAUAAUACACAUGUGGAAACUGACCAUAGCCUCGAACGAAAGUGAUUUGAACUUGUCGGGAAGUCAGAUGUACGUUCCCGAUUGUAAUUUGGUGCAGGAUGAAAACGAUUUGUCCAGGAAGAACAGUAUGGAAUCUCUGCACGAAAAACAGGCUAAAGUUAGUCCACACAUUACCAUAACAACCAGCAGAGAAAUCAAGCAAGUUUUGCCGUUGCCGGAUGGCGUCGAGAUAGUUCAUGCUUCCCCAGCUGCAGGACAUUUAAGCUCCGCUUCUAUCUACCCAGCGUGUUUGGCGCCGUACUGCUUUGCAACCGCCUGCAGCGAUGGCAUGAUUCGUUUCUGGACUGUAUCGAAUGAAGCGAAUACAGUCAAGCAAUCUAAGCACUUAUUACUGGAAGAAGAUGGUCAGGUUGUAAACACAGGAAAGGUAUGGACCGAAUGGAUCAUGAUCAAAGAAUCGGCGAUUGAGAUCGAAGGACAAAUAUUGAAUAUAAGUGUGGCGUAUUCGGGAAGGUUGGCCGUUGCCUACAAGUAUGGACGCAGCUUUACGCGUCCUAAUAAAGAUCAUGACCACGAUUCGCGUUACAUUAACUUAUGUGUAGCAAUUUACGAGUGCGAAUCGACCGGCGGAUCAGAGUGGAUCCUCGAAGACAUAAUUCAUCUGAAGAAUAUACAUUUACCAAGGAUUUCCAUCGAUCGUCACCUAGAUUUAAGCUAUCUGUAUGAUUCGAAAACGCUUAAGAAGAAGCAGCGUCUAAACGAAGUGCUGCACACUUUCUCCAAUGACGAGAGACAGAAUGAAUCGAGCAUUAAACCAACGUUGUUGGCAGUGCCAAGCUUCAGCACUCUUCAAAGUCUGAGGAAGUCUAUUUCUGAAAUGGGUAACAUCUGUCCAUUGACUCAGAAACACAUAGUUCAAUUGGAUUGGGUCUCUAACGAGGAUGGGUCUCACAUUUUAACUGUAGCAUGCGGCAGCAAGAUUAUGCUGUACACACCACUAUCUACAGACUUGGCUCAGGCUAAUGUUAAAGCUAUGAAGGAAUCUAUGACUAAUAAUAGACCGAUCCUGAGAAAAGCCAGUUCGUUGGCGCAACCGCUGUUCGUAGAUGAUUUCAAAUGGAUGACGUUGAGAAAGAUCGAACUGGAGACAGCCGAUGGAUUGCCGGCCUUGCCCAUGCAAAUCAGUUGGGUGAGAGACGGUAUUUUAGUGGUUGGAAUGGAUUCGGAGAUGCACGUUUACACUCAAUGGAAACCCCAGAAUCCCGCUCUUCAAUCUUACGACACCAUGGAUGAUGCGAGGGGUGCUAGAGACGUUGAUUUCAGAACAUUAACUCAAGAGAACCAGCGCAAAUUGGCUGCCAUACCGACCCUGGGUCGUAUAAGUUCCGUAAACUUACAAAUUCUGGAUAGGAAACGUGUUAAUAAUAAAGAAACUAAUUUGGAUUAUAUGCCCGAUUACGGGUUAUUCGAGGCGUCGCGCAUCGCCUGCCCUGUAUUGCCUCAGUACCAUCCCAAACAGUUGAUGGAGUUACUGAAUUCAGGGAAAAUUCGUUGGGUCAAAGCCAUCCUUUCGCAUUUGGUCAAGUGCAUCGGCGGGAAUUUCGAAUGUGCAGAAGAAGUUCAGGGCUGGGCUCGAGCUCGCACCUUGUCCGUUAGUUAUCCGGCUGGAUCACCCGAACACCGAGCGAGCAUCAGUGAAAUUACCUUAGAUUACGACGAAAUUAAAAAUAUUCCUCCGCUACCGCUUUGGACUCUAUUGGCAGCCGACAAAGAGAGACCAGUGACCCAGGAAGAGAAGAAGGAUUACAAUGAAUUAUUCGAUAAUAACAUUGGAAUGGAUGAGUCCCUAGACACACUUCUGGAUGAUCAACCUAGGUUGGAGAGACGUCCAUCUGAGAGAAACCUUGGUAUCGCUCACUUUACGCCGAAGCAAGGCCGCAUCUUGUCUAGGUUGUUGACCCACACCCAUUUGCCGGGUCUCUCGAGUUUAGAUCAAAUGCACUUACUGGCAUUAGCCGAUACAGUUUCCACCUGUAAUACCGAUUUGGCGGAGAGGUUCGCAAUAGACGCAGCGAAAUCCGCUAUGGCCAAAGAGAACCUUGUUGGCCAAUCUGAUGAUGUAAUCACCGAUUCGCUUGAUGAUUGCGGAUUAAGAUUUUUGCUAGCUAUGAAACAUUACGGAUAUCUAUUGAGGUGUCUUCCGCUGGCACAAAGAGCGCACUUCCAAAAGCAAGGAGUCGGCACUAAUAAUCUAGCAUGGGCGUAUCACUCCGAAAGUCAAGAGGAAUUACUCAAUCUAAUCCCGAGCUAUGCGAAGGGCGAACCAACCUGGCCGCUGCUGAGGGAACUGGGCGUGGCCUGGUGGAUUCGUAGACACGCCUUACUGAAGCAGUGCGUUGUGAUAUUGGCGAAAGCCGCGUAUUCCUCCAAGCAAGAUCCAAUGGAUGCUGCAAUUUACUACGUCGCCAUGAACAAGAAGAACUUGCUGUGGGGUCUGUACCGUUCUAAACGCGACGAUAGGAUGACUGCCUUCUUCGCCAAUAAUUUCUCAGAAGAACGUUGGAGGAAGGCCGCAUUGAAAAAUGCUUAUGCUCUGUUGGGUAAACAGCGCUUCGAACACGCCGCAGCCUUCUUUUUACUGGCCGGAAGCUUGAACGAUGCCGUUGAGAUUUGCUUACAUAAAUUGAACGAUCUGCAAUUGGCAAUCAUCAUAAUUCGUUUAUACGAGGGAGAUGGUGAAACGCUGAAGAAGUUACUUUACGAGAAGAUACUGGGAUGCGAUCCUACUGGAAACAACCAGGAUAUAACCAAAGCACAUCCGGAUCCAUUCCUGCGAUCGAUGGCACUGUGGACUCUGAAAGAGCAACAAUCUGCGUUGAGUACGUUGCUGAUCGGAAAUGCGGGAUCACACCACGAAACCAACGAGGAAGAUGCCCGGGAGAGUCGCGAAGCAGAUCCAAACGUCUUCAAUUUCUACGUGUAUCUUCGGACGCAUCCUCUGCUGAUCCGUCAGCAUGUCGCAAAUUCAGGCAAAAGGAAGGUGUGGCUUCCAGGAGGUAAACAGGUUAUUGUUGAAGAGUCCAUUACGCCAUUGGAAAGGCAGUUGUAUUUCACUACUGCUCAUGGCCACUUCCGCGCUGGAUGUCCGGCAUUGGCCCUCGAAGUACUUUCGAAAUUGCCUUACGUCGUUGCUGAUCCAACCAAGCAGGCUGCAGCCACAACAAAUCAUGUUGCCAAAGAAUCUGAUUCUCAGAUUAACACUGGAAUUAUUUCAUGGGAAACGGCGCCGCAAAAGGCCGAAGAUCUAGACUGGGGCGCGCCAUCAUCUGUACAAUCGGAUGAAUUGGUUUUGAAAUGGGACGAUGAUGAAGAGGAAGACUCCGAUGGUUCUGAUGGAGGUCUGAAAAUGGGCGGCAAGAAGGAAGUUGAUGAAGAUGUAGACGAAGACGAGGAAAAAUCGAAAUCUGCUGGUGAACAAAUUGAUAUAAUGGCGCAACAACUUAAGUUCGUUGCAUGCCUUAAGAUUUUAAUGGAGGAGUUGUCCACGUUGGCAACCGGCUUCGAAGUGGACGGAGGGCAACUCAGAUAUCACCUGUACAUAUGGUUGGAGAAGGAAGUUGAAGCUCUGAGAGAGUUGUGCAACUACACGUCUUCAGAUUUGACCGAUUCAAAUGACCUCGAGCAGCCGCCCGACAACGACAAUCCCUUGGAUUCGAAUCGCACUGAACGACCGACCUUGCACGAGAUUCUGGUGCAGGAAAAGCUCGACUUCGAGGCUAAAGUUCAUAGGGCAGCAAAGAGAAAACGAUGGCUAAGGGCCAACGAAACGUUGCUAAGAACGCUGCUGAGUUAUUGUUCUCUGCACGGCGCUACUGGUGGUCUGGCGUCCGUUCGUAUGGAACUUGUUCUUCUAUUGCAAGAACUGCAGCAGGAGAAAACUCAUCAGCAACUUCUCAGCCCGUUGCCGUUCCCUACUAGUUUACCUCUUUUGGCUGCAAGCGUUGCGAGCAGCAAGACCGUAAUUGCUGAUCCUAUUAGAUAUUUACAGUGUUUAACGCACGACAUGCUCCAGAGUAUGGUGGAACUACCACAACCGGAGACCAAUCAGAGCCAACUGCUGGUGUUGCGUGAUUUAGCUGUAGCUCUGUCCGCUUGUAUUUACCAAUCGUUGUGCGAUUCAGAUACAUUCAAGAGCAAUCUACAAGAUACCUUGGAUAAUUGCUCGAGUCAUUUGGUCGGUAGAAGACGCCGCAUGUCGAUUAACGAAAGCCAGCAAAUUAUUACCACUCCAUCGAAAUGGCCUGGAGUACCGUCGCUUAGGGCGUUGUUGGCUAGAGAAAAAGACGAGGACACGCCCAGAUUAACUGUCGUAUUGUGCGAAUCUUUCGUGGCGACUUACCUGGCUCUCCUUCUGUAUGGUCUGGCUAGCUGUGACUGCAUAAUCUUGCAUCACGUCGCAGGACAUACUUUCACCACAAAGACAUGGGGAAUGUUGUUUGGAGGCGGGAUCAAGAAGUUACUGAGAACAGCGAGCAUAGGGGGCGGAUCAGCGGCACAAACGAUCGGCACUCCCACAGAGGAAUCUGGUAACACUGUGACGUGGCUGAAUAAGCAACGCGCUAAACUGAACAACAAACUUUUGGGUCACCAACCCUCGAUCAUGAAGGAAGACAAGCCAACAUACCGUGAGCAGUUUGUCGCUCCCGAGAUGAGCAUGCUGGCUUAUCUGCUCACGAAUGUACCCAACUGUCAUGUUGAUUUCGAUGAUGUCUCUUCGGAUUCCGAGAGUGAGGAAGAGGACGUCUUCGAUGGUCCCGCACCCGGAGCAUCCACGCGUACCGCCAAUACCGAACAUUCCGAUCCUAACUCGUACUCUUGGCUCGUGCUAAAAUUAGCCGUUUUGCGGAUCGUUCAACAACGUCUUCAAGACUUCCUAGGCGUGGCUGGUUUGGAGACUCCCGAAUUACCCGUUGCUAGUCCUUUAAUUCACAGCGGUCUCCGGAGACUCAACCAUUGGCAGGAAUGCUUGAAGAAUGAGUUGGAUAGCAGACAAUCUCCGCCUGAGUACAUACCCGGAUGUUUCGUGGAAAACACUACGGGACCGCCGAUACAGAAAUACAGGCAAUUGCUAGAGCCGCACAAUACUCCGUUCACGAACAAGAGCGGAGCUGGCGCGGCCCGUCGUCUUUGGAACUAUCUGGUUCAUCAAGAAUCCGUCCAGGACGUCUUCAUUCGGGCGGUGUUCGGCAAGAGGAGAUCUCUUAGCGCUUUAGAUGAGGUGCUUCCGCAUCCGGAGCCGAUGGCUCCGGAACCUGUUAGAAUCAUCCACAAGGAGCAGGAUUCCAUAGCGGCGUUCACAUUGAAUCAGGUCAAUCAAGGUCUGAUCGUUGUCGCGACGCCACGCGAAUUACAGGAGAUGGACAUUUCGCUGCUACUGGAGUUACCCGCUUGGUUGGAGGAUGAGUGCGAGCUGGACAUACUCAACCUGAAUAAAGAUCAACUGGACAGCAGCGUCCCAACGUUCUUGGUCAUCCAGAGUGCCGGCGAUAAGAACAAGGAUACGCAACCUAGCAGCCCUCAGCCUGGGUUGGCCGGACAGAGCGGACGCGGUGCGAGCGUGAUUAAGGGCGUCAGCUUCCCGGGCUGCCACGACGCCGGAUUCGUCCGUAUGGUAUUACUCCGUUCAGCCCACAUGCUACGGCCGGUGCUUAAACAUAAGAUAGAUGGAAUCCGGAGGAUAACGUCGCAUCCCUUGAUGCCACUUUAUCUGACCGGAUGCCAGGAUGGUUCCGUUCAAUUAUGGGAAUGGGGUCAUUCGCAGCCGGUGACGACGCCGCGACCUGCGGGCACCUAUGCUAAGGUCACUAGGGUGCGUUUCUCGCAACACGGAAACAAAUUUGGAGUCGCCGAUUCCGACGGAAACUUGAGUCUUUGGCAGGUCGGCCUCUCCGCAAACACCAAACGGCCUUUCUUCACGCACCAAUGUCACAACAAGGGGAUCACGGACUUCGUGUUUCUUAACUCUUGCAGUCUUCUAGCUACAGCUGGUCAUAGCUCGGAAAGCAAGAACGUGUGCAUAUGGGAUUCGAUCUUGCCGAAAGGAAAGUCUUUGGUGGUGGCGUUCACCUGCCACGAUCAAGGUGCCAGUAGCAUGGUCUACGCGCCGCAGCACCAGGUUCUGAUCUCGGCUGGAAAACGCGGAGACGUCUGUCUCAUCGACGUCAGAAUGAAGACUAUUCGACACCGCUUUGUGGCGCACGACAACGCUGUGAAAUGCGUGGCCAUUGAUCCGCACGAAGAGUAUUUCGCUACCGGAUCUGCGGAUGGUGACAUUAAGAUAUGGGGUGUUUCUGUUCCUACGGUACUGUUGUCUUUGCCUGCCGAACAUGCGAGGAGCAGCUUCUUCAAGAACAUUGGUCAGGGAGUGACGCAACUGCACAUUGAUUCCCAUGCCAGAUUGUUCUCAUGUGGUGCAGAUGGUAGCAUGAAAGUAAGGCAGCUACCCGAUCGGGAGAAUCUGUUAGCCACGUCGCACCAUUAAAUAAAUAAAAUAAAGAAAUAAAUAAAUGUGUUAUAUAAAUAUAUACAUACUUAUAUAUAU